Molecule: messenger RNA, 801 nt
Organism: Pelecanus crispus (Dalmatian pelican)
Lineage: Eukaryota; Metazoa; Chordata; Aves; Pelecaniformes; Pelecanidae
Source: RefSeq, a predicted model, not a curated record
UCCAGUGUACUGCUACAAAGAUGACAACUUCCCAAGCAUUUUGAUCACUUCAGGUUUGCCAAACUUGCUGGUUAAGAGUGACCUCCAUUGCAGAUCGAUUGAAUGUAGACUUUGCCCUCAUUCAUAAGGAGCGCAAGAAGGCCAAUGAAGUGGAUCGCAUGGUGCUGGUGGGUGAUGUGAAAGACAGAGUGGCCAUUCUGGUAGAUGAUAUGGCAGACACAUGUGGUACCAUUUGUCAUGCUGCGGACAAGCUUGUGUCAGCUGGAGCCACCAAAGUUUAUGCCAUCUUAACUCAUGGGAUCUUUUCUGGGCCAGCAAUUUCUCGGAUCAACAAUGCCUGUUUUGAGGCAGUUGUAGUCACAAACACGAUACCCCAGGAGGACAAGAUGAAGCAGUGCCCUAAAAUCCAGGUGAUUGACAUCUCAAUGAUCCUUGCGGAGGCCAUCAGGAGGACUCAUAAUGGGGAAUCUGUCUCCUACCUAUUCAGCCAUGUCCCUUUAUAACAACAGAUGCCAGCUGCUGCUUGUAUGGCUUUUUUUUAAAACCAAAAGUUGUUCAGCUUGUUGUAAAGUUCAGUAGAAGACUCUGCUUGUUCCAGUGCAGUUCUCCACAGCUCCUCCUGUUUAAGUCAGGCUUACUGGAUUUGAUCCCAACGCUGGGAGGCUGGGGGGGGAAGCUUAUCUCUGUAACACUCCAACUCCACCAGCAACCCUUGGCAUUGGGGCUCAUCAGUAGUAUUGACUCAAUUCUGCAGAUCUGUGGAGAGCAGGACUGACACAUGACUAAUUGCCACAAUUAUUU